Molecule: messenger RNA, 13012 nt
Organism: Styela clava
Lineage: Eukaryota; Metazoa; Chordata; Ascidiacea; Stolidobranchia; Styelidae
Source: RefSeq, a predicted model, not a curated record
UGAAAUGUUUCAUUUUGGUUCUGCUCCACCAAAAAAGUUGGAAAUCACUGAGUUAUACGCACAUGAGGUCACAAAGGAUCCAGAAAGUGAUCUACGUAAUAGAGACAGCAGUCAUACAGGUUCAGAUGAAGAAAAUGAUGAGACAGAACUUUCAGUUCUAUGGGAUCUUUCAGAAGAACUCGAACAGAAUCCAGAAAUAUUCAAGCCUAUUGUUAAAUUAUGCUGGCCUCAAGAUUCUGGACUUUGGGAAGAUGAAAAGUGGCCAUGGACAGUUUUAAACACAAUUAAUAGUAUGAAGAUGACAGAGAUGGGGAAAAAUGUUGAAAAAGCUUUUUUAUUAAUGGCUGAUUGUAUUAAUAAACCAACUGUCUGCAAAGCUGAUAAUUUGAAGGGAAUAAAUUGGAUUUCUAAAAACUCCCAAGCUCUAAGUAAACAUGGAGAGGCAAUGAAAAUCUUAUUACGAAUUUCUUGGCCUAAUGAAAAAGAAAUGUUGUCAGAAAAAUGGCUUCAUAAACUGAUUAAAAGAUCCAAGGAGGACAAAGAAACUGUUUGUAAUUUUGCAGAAGCUGCUAAAAUUAUACUUCGUUGUUUCGAGGUAGAAGCAGAAAAACCAAGUAUUGGUGUUAAAAUGAAAGAUCAAAAUAUUGUCAAAGUGAUCAUGAAAAAAACAAAAAAAAAAUUGGGUGGCAAAGAAAAAGCCAAAGCAGAUCAAAAGGAUGAUGAAGAUGAUGAAUUCAAAGAUGCCCCAUCAACUCUGAAGCAAAAUAUUGUUAAUCCUAUAAUUGAAUCAAAAUUUGACUUUAUGGAGUUUCAUGUCUUUCUCGAUGAAGUAGAAGAAAGUUUUGGUAUGUUGUGCAUGGUAGAAAAUUGCUGGCAAAAAUGGAAACCAAUCUCUAUGCAAAAAAGCAGUCCUGGCUGCUAUUUUAUACAAAUCCCUGUACUGGAUAACAUCAAAGACUUAUUGUAUAAAUAUGUUCUGAUCGGAGACAAGGAAUUCUAUGAAGUUUUAUCCAAUCAAAACAAGAAAUUUGUGAAUCGUGUGGUAAAAAUGGAACAAGGAGGAAAUGUGAUACAUGACAUGCCAAAUUUUCCGAUUGGAUUACCCACGGAUUUGCAAACAGUUGUGAAAAGAAAAUGCUGGCAUCAUUUGCCAAUACCAAAUAAAAUUUUACUGCCAUCUGAGGAAGGUUCUAAAAAAUAUUCGCUGAAUCGAGACGUUUAUGCUUGGUUGAAUUCAAUGAAAAGAGGCUGGCGAACUAAUGGUACAGAACCUGUGAUUUACAUUUCCAAUAAAAUAAUCCAUGAGUCCGCAGUACAUUGGCUUCAUGAAAUAAAUUCCUUGCCCAAACAAGAAAAGAAUUUAUUCAUUACUGUAUUAUGUGGGAUAAGCAUUUUGAUGGCUUAUGACCAACUUAAAGUGACCUUGGACAGCAGAGAACUACUUUUAACACUUUCUGAAUGUCUCAGCAUGGAUUCCCUCAGUCUUGAUCAACAAAGAAAUAUGUACAAAGAAAUAUGUCUGGCAUGGAAAUUAGAAAAAUGCAACCAAAAAUGCAACCAGAGCAUUACUUCGGCUUUUCGGUCCUUGUUCAAAGGGAUUGACAACUUGAACGAUUUGACAGUUGAAUGGAUAUUAGUAUUACCAACUUAUUGGCUUAUAUAUAACUAUGGCGAAAUACUAGAAAAACCAAGAACAACAUCUGAGAAUAUUGAAAAAUGGACUAUUAAUGCUGAGGCUUUUACUCCCUGUGAUAUGAAUAUGUUUCGCAAAAAAUGCACAUAUUUUUCGGUACAAAAAUCAAUGAUGGGAAUAUCAGAGAGAGUUUUCGAAAUCUCUAAAACUCACCCAUGGAUUACUGGAACUUUUAUUUCUAUUUUGACACCUAAAACUUUGGGUGAAAUGUUGCAGCAGCAUGAAAAGUAUAAGCUUUCACAAAAACUUCCUCUUGAUAUGAUAGUUUGUGUUAUACUCAAAGAAUGGAAAACCAAUGCAGAUAAACCAUUGAAAAAUAUCUUGGAUGCAAAAACCUACAUUGAGAGCAGAUGUCAAAGCUGUGAAAGAAAACAAAUAAAAGGAUUGUCCAAAGAAAAGCUAAAAGCACAGCAUCAAGCUGCUCUCAGAAUUUUAUCGCAAAUUGUACAAGUCGUCACAGACAUGGCAGAUUUCAAGGUCGCGGAUGACAAUAAUAAUAACAUGAUAUGGUUUUUGAAAAUGUCUAGUCACAUUGCUACAUGGUCAUGGAAUUUAGUGAAAAUUUUGGAAGAAUCAUAUGAGGAAACACGAUGCAUACUUACCAUAUUUGUGAAUGCUGCAACUACAAUUGUUGAAAAUAAUUUGAGAAAGCAUAAAGAUUGUUUUAAGUUUGUAAGCUCUGUGAUAAAUAUCUCAUGGACAGACUCAGAAUUCCAAAAGACUUGGAAAAAAGAACUAUGUUAUUACGUUGAACAAUUGUUACCGAAGAUUUGGCAGACAAAAGAAGAUGAUGGAUUUUUAAACUUUUUUGAAAGAAGCAUGCCAAAAUUACAAAUUGUUGAUGAGCUCAAUGAACUGCUUGAAAAGUAUGCUUCAAAAUGUUGUGAAGAUUUCCUUCAAACUACACAGCAUAAAAAUGGGGACCAUUCUACAAAAGAGAAUGCUUCGGACUUUGUUAGACAAAAGUCAAAGCAAAUGCUGCAGAAGAUGAAAUUUCCAUUGUUGGCAGAUAAGUUUGGGAGGAUUCUUGUGAAAAAGUUUGACUUGUGGCAUUCACAUCAGUCUAGCAAGGAUAUUCCGGAAUAUUCUAAAACCGUUGAAUUUCUCUCUAGCUGGCCGUUUGCAAUGCCAAUUUUUAAUCAUUUCUAUUCUUCCACCAUGCAAAACGAAAAAUUGGGCAAUAAGCUGACUAAAAUAGAUGAAUGCAUCAUUGAAAUUAUGCAAAAUACUAAUGAUGUCAUUGGUCUUUUCAAAUCUGGUAAACUCAACAUCAGCAUGAUAGAAAUGUUCAUUGAUAAUUGUGGCAAUCUUUUUGAAAUAAAUUCUACAAUAAACAAGGAACCAAGACAUGUUUCCAAUCAUGAUAAUAUGUCAUCGGUUGAUCACACUCUUGAGGAACAUGUUCGUAAUCGUAAAAAACAAAUUGACGCCAUAUCAUUAUCAUACAAAUUCAUUGUGGAAUUCAUGGAAUUAUGUGCUUUGCUAAACAAUGAGAAAAUACAAAUGGAUAUGGAUACUUUAGGGAGUUUUCUCCACAAACCUUCUUCACUGCUGGCAUCUGUAAUCGAUUUGUAUGACAUUCCUGAAAACCCAAAUCAAGGAAUUCAUUCAUAUGGAAAUAUGGGAGGCGCAAUUGCUCAAAGAUUGUAUCAAAUUUCAUCUAUAAAGGGGAGUGAAGUUUUUCUAAAAAUGUGGGUUGCUAAAGGCCAAGACAUUUUCAUUGAUGCUGACUGUCAUCAUAUAAACAAAAAAAAGAUUGUAUCUUGGAAAAUGGCUCUGUUUGAACUAUGGAAUAAAGUUCAGAAAGACCUUGAGAGUGUGUUUUUCGAUAUACAAAAAGGCUCGUUGACGAUUUCUCAUGUACUUCAUUGGUUUCGUUUUGCAAUGGACACAGAUAAUCCUAGAGCGGCUGUGACUAAAGAAGUUGACAAAAUUAAGCUUGCAUGUGGAAAGUCAGAUGAAAAUUUGACGUUGAAAGCCAAGUGUCGAAAGAUAUGUGACAUUCUUAAAGCAAAAUUACGUGAAGACUUUGCUGAUCUCAUUUAUGAAGCUCAGAACUGUCUGGAAUUAAAUGAUCAGUUUCAAGAACUACAGCAAGUUCAGAAAGUUGAGGAAGAUAUGGGAAACACUCUCAAUCAGUUCAAAAAAGAAAGCAAUUAUGAGUUUCUAAAUUUGACCUCAAGAAAUGUUGCAGUUUUAAGAGCAUUUCUGAAUCAGCAAGAAUUAUUUAGAUGGCUCAAACUCAAUAUGCAAGAUAGAAGAGGUGUGAAAGUAUUUUGUGAUUUGGGAAUGAUAUCAGCUGGGGAAAGUGCGUACGAGGUUGACAAAGUAUCUUGUUUGCUUAGUGCUGUAAUUGGUUUUUCACCACUUAUAUUUGAUGUAUCUGAAGAUGUUAGUCUCGAAGACUUUGUAAAGUUGUGUGAAGAAGUUGGUACAAAUUAUGCAAAGGAUGCAAAUUUAAUACAAAACUGGAACGACACAAGUAAUAGGUUGGAAUGGUUUGAAAUGAUUUGUAAUUUGCAUGGAUCAGUUGAAAAUCAAAGUCUAAUGCAAGUUCAAGAAAUCAAUAAAUGUGGAAUUUAUGUCAUAAAGAAGCCAAACAAAGGGAAUAUAGAUAUGAACAAUUGCGUUCAAUUGGUAUUAUCUGGUUCAAUGGGAAAAGAAGGGAAAGAAGAAAAAAAAGAGAAAAUUCUUGCUUUAAAUGAUCUCAUAGAUCUUCAGUCUAAAUUGAUGCUUAUUGCUGGCGAAUCUGAUAAAGGACAAGAAGAUGUUGCGAGAUUCAAUGAAGUAUUGAUGGCAGUUGAAACUUUUACAAAAGCUUUUGUGGAUUUAUUGAAUAUGGGUUGCAUGCUGUUUGACGAUUUCAAUGCAAAAUUCAUAUGUGGGAAUCAUGAAAAUGAAAUUUCAGAUGAAAUCUUAAUGAUUAUUCAUUUUGCUGAAGAUGCCCCACCACUGAGUCAAACUGGAACUAUUAAGGAUAUUCAAAGUAUUGCACAAGUGCUUAUGAAGGCUUAUGAAGACUGGAUAUUGCGAAUUGAUGAUUUAAGAAACACCUAUUAUUACCUGAAUGAAUUCAGUCAAGACCAAGUUGUAUAUCUUUGUAAGAAAUUGAUGCAAAAACAUUUGCCUGACCAGGUAUUCACAUUGCUUAAUUGUCAUUCAAUACAAGAUAUAAAAGAAGCAUUAGCUGAUUUGCAAGAAGAUGAGAUACAGAAUGAUUCUUGUUUUACCUCUAACCUUCCCUCAUCUGAAUUGGAAGCAGAAAUAGAUCCAAAUCUUAUUGAAAAAAAGGUUCAACUAGUAAAAAAAAUUGUGGAUUCUUGUGAUGAAGCCAAAUUUGACAUGACCAGAGCAGCAGUUCAGGAUUUGGGUCUGGCUGAUGAACUAGACAUUUUAACAUGGAUUUGGGAUCAUGAGAAAGAUAAGGAACUCAUAAUAAAGUUAUCUGAGGAAUUUAAAAAUGAUGAAGACUUUGCAUAUGCUGAGCAAAAUACUACAACAUAUCCACAGUUACUUCAAAACAGAGAUCAAUUCACUUUGACAGAAAUCCUUUUUCGAGCAUCUAUAUGUGAAAAAUUAGAUCCUGGAAGAGUGAUUAAAACCAUUUGCUGUGAUUACUCCGCGUUAGAGUCGAGACUCAAAGUCAAAAAUUUCCUAAACAUCAAGCAUUUAGGAAAGUUUCUUCUGAAGCUGAAAGAAAGUAUAUCAACAGCAUCAAAUAUCUGUCAAAAGCUAUAUGAUCCACUGAAGGCAGGACAGCCAAAUAUUGUGGUUUGUCCUGCAAAUGAAAUACUUAUAAGAAUUAUUUCAUUUUACAAUAACAAUCAGAAUUUGCCUCUUCCAUCUAAUUCAGAAGUUCUUUUGUGUAAUCGAAAUACUUCAGCUGACGAGGUGGAAAGAUUUCUGAAGCGUGUAAUGUUCAGUUGCAAUUUUAAAAGCCAAUUGAUACACUGCAUGGCAUGUGCUGACUAUUUGGAGGACUCCGUAUUCAGCCAUUUGCAAAAAGUAUAUGAAACAUUGUCUGUAUCUGCUAAUUUAGACCAACACUAUAAAUUAGUUGUUCUGGUCAGCAAGCAAAAGCAUCCUAUCAUAACAUACUUUGAUAAGUAUAUCAUAGAACUGAAAUCUCAUUUGGACAAAAACGAAAUUUCUCAAUAUCUUGCAAAGAAGUUAGUCACUUGUGAUGAUGUGAAAAAACCUUUGAUAACAAUUGUCACAUCUAAUCGUUCUGGAGUUGGAAAAUCCCUUUAUGUGCAAAGAAAAAUGGACACUCUUGGUGAUGAAUUCAACAAGACCACUAUUCGUUUAUUGCAGAAAACAAUAUCAAUUGAUCAAGUAGUGGAAAAACUCUCGAGGAACGGAGUUGUCAACAAUUCUAAACAUUUCAUUCACAUGGAUUUUACCCCAGCCAUUCAGCAUGGUGUUGAUCAGUUAGUGUUCAAUCUAUUUAUUCUUGGGAGUAUAUCAAAUAAGCACGGAAAAAUGUGGCGAAGAUAUCCACAACAUACUUACGCAAUUGAAUUGACAUCGUCAGUAGCCACUUCAUUAAAAGUUUCAGAAAAUCAAAUUUUAUCCUUAUUCCCCAAAAUUUUGUGUGUCAGUCCAAGGAAAGCAUGCCAAAUUUAUGAAUCUGAUAAUGAGAAAACUAAUGAAGUUCUCUUUGACGAAAAAGAGUUUCGAUCGGACGUUUUUCAGCGACCAUAUCAGUACCUGAGUCGAUUGCAUUUGAAAAAAAAUCUUGACAAAUUUUCAUAUACAAGUGAAGUUGUAGAGGACAAAAGUGAUUGCAUCAAUACAUUGUUAUUGUACUGUGGAAUUACUGAUCCGUCUUGGGCUCAAAUCAAACAUUUUGCUAGUUUCCUUAAUCUGCAACUAGGAUAUUGUGAAACAUCAGAAUUUUGCAAGAUGAGUGUAGACUCAAAAACAUUCGAUGUCCCAUUUCGUGGUUUGAAGUCACUAGCGAUCCGAUUUAUGAUUAAAAUGGCACAAGACCUUUCAACUCCCUCACUUACUGUGAGUGAUGAAAGCAUCCAUGAUGUCGAGACCAGUCUUGAAUUUGCUUCUCAUCAAAUUCGUCGAAAAUGGGAAGAGGAAAAUCAUCCUUUUGUAUUUUUCAACAAAGAUCAUGUAACCAUGACUUUUAUGAAUGUCAAGUGUGCCAAAAAUGGCAAUAUUUUAGAUGAAAAUGGUAUUGCAAUUCCUGAUACUGCUAAAUUGGCUCAGGAUUUGAAAAUGCAAAAUGUACCUCUGGGCGUGAGUUUUGACUCUCUCAAAAGAAUAGAGAAACUUAGAGUUCUUUGCCAAUUCAUGGGUAUUUCAAAAGUGUUUGAUCCUGAUCCCACAUAUGAGCUGACAACUGACAAUGCUUUAAAAAUGCUUGCUGUAUACAUGAGGCUUCAGUGCGACAUUCCAGUCAUAGUAAUGGGGGAAACUGGUUGUGGAAAAACAAGGAUGGUGGAGUUUAUGAGUAAAUUGAAAGCAGGUAGCCAUAAUCUACGAAAUAUGGUCACACUCAAAGUUCAUGGAGGCAUUGAAUCUGCACAUAUUUAUGAAUGUGUGAAGUCGGCGCAAAGACUUGCCGAGGAAAAUGCUGCAAUUCCUGAAGAUGAAGAUUGUGAUUUGGGUACAGUCCUAUUUUUUGAUGGAGCAAAUACUACAGAAGCUAUUUAUGCCAUCAAAGAGGUUGUAUGUGAUUUUUCCAUUGAAGGAGAAUCUUUUCGGGAUUCUAACCUAAAAAUUGUUGCUGCUUGCAAUCCCUACAAACAACUGUCAGCUGUUGCUAUUAAAAAUUUGGAGGAAUCCGGUCUUGGAUAUUGUGUAAGAGAGUCAAAAGAUACAGAAAAAGUGGGUGGUGUAUCGAUGAGAACGCUUGUGUAUAGAGUAGUAUCUUUGCCACCGAGUAUGCAACCUUUUGUUUGGGAUUUUGGACAGCUUACAGAUGACGUAGAGAGAAUUUAUGUUGCCCAAAUGAUUAGUCACUUUCGUGAAAGAUUGAAAUUGAAUCAACAAGAUAGAAAGUUGAUACAGUCGAUGAUUUGUGUUGCACAAAGGCAAGUACGCAAAAGUGGCAAAGAUGAAUGCAGAUAUGUGAGUUUGCGUGAUGUGGAGCGCUCAAUAAAAACGUUCGAAUGGUUCUACAAUAAUCAUAAAAGUAUUUUUCCUAGGAUAGAAGUUGUAAAUGGAAGACAUGAACAGCUAUCUGUUCUUGUACGAACACUUUUGCAAACUCUUAAUGUCUGCUAUCAUGCUUCUCUUACUAACAGAUGUGAGUUUCGCAACGCAAUCAGCUCAGCUUUGAAAGAAUGGGAUAUAAACUUAUCACCCAACGACAUUUAUGAAGAGUUUAUUGCUUGUCAAAUUGCGUUUUUCAACGAUCUCAAGAUGCCUGAUAACAUUGCUUGCAAUGAAGCUUUGAGAGAAAAUGUGUUUUUAAUGAUUGUUUGUGCUGAAUUGAGAAUUCCUCUAUUUCUUGUGGGGAAACCUGGAAGCUCAAAAUCACUGGCAAAAACAAUAGUCAGUGACAACAUGCAGGGUGGAAUGUCAUCAUCUCAAUUAUGCAAGAAAAUGAAACAGGUUCACAUGCUAUCAUACCAGUGCAGUGCCCUUACUGAUGCAAAUGGGAUUGAAGCAAUUUUUAAGCAGUGCACUCAACUUCAAGCCAAGCAGGAUCUGGAUAAAUAUGUUGCUGUCGUUGUUUUGGAUGAAAUUGGAUUGGCUGAAGAUUCAGCAAACAUGCCAUUAAAGGUUCUUCACCCUCUUUUGGAAUGCGGAAGCACUGACAAUAGCAGUUUAACUGAUAUCGACCCAAAAAUGAAAGUAGGAUUUAUUGGUAUUUCUAACUGGUCACUCGACCCAGCUAAAAUGAAUCGAGGUAUAUUUGUCACACGUACCAAGAUGAAAAAGGGGGAUUUGAAAGAAACAGCAAAGGGAAUUUUUGCUAACCAGACAAGUAAAAUAAAUGAGCAUGCGACACUGCUAAAUCUUCUGACUAAUCUGUACCUAGAAGUAUAUGAGAGCCAGAGGGAAGAGUAUUUUGGUCUAAGAGAUUACUACAGCCUUAUAAAAAUGAUUUAUUCAAAGUGCGUUCAAAAGAUAAAUGGAUCCUUGACCCAGCGAGAUGUUGAAGAAGCAGUUUCAAGAAAUUUUGGUGGAGGACAGACUGAUUACAAAAAAAUAUUCAGAAAAUGUAUGGAUGUAAUUUAUCCAAAAUUUCUGAGAAAUCCCAUAUCCGUUCAGGAUAUGCUUGCUCAAAACUUAAAAGAAGAAUCUAGUAGAUUUUUAUUGAUUCUCACUAAUCAGGUUUCUUCUGUUGACUUACUUAAAUUGGCAUUGAAAAACUGUCGAUUUCAAAUUGUUUUUGGAUCAACUUUUCCAAAUGAUUCCACAUACACAGAGCGUUGUAGAAAUAUUAACCGUGUCAAAGUUUGCAUGGAAAAUGGUCGAACUGUAGUUCUGCUCAAUUUGUCAGCAAUUCAUGAGUCUCUUUAUGAUGUUUUGAACCAACAGUAUGUUAGUUUACGCAAUCAAAGGUACGUUGAUCUUGGUCUUGGCGGACAUCGUGUGAAAUCUCGAAUUGCUCAAGACUUCAGGUUAAUUGUUUUGGAACAAAAAGAUAUUGCAUACACAAAAUACCCCAUCCCAUUACUCAAUAGACUAGAAAAACACCAUCUGACCGCUGCAUCAAUGAUCCAGGGUGUGCAAAAGGAAACUGUUAAAAAUAUAGAUGAGUGGGUAUGUAAGUUUACAGACAGAGAAGGAAAAUUUUCAACUACAGAUUGUUUUAUAGGCUUCCAUGAGGACACUGUGGCUUCAAUUUUGUUGUCCGGGUAUCAAAAUAUUGAAGAAUGCCAACAUGUUUUGCUGAAUUCUGCUGCUCCAGAAUCGGUGUUUCGACUACCGAAAUCGAGACUUCAAGUUGAAUGUAAAGAACUUCAAACUACAUAUCUACAGAUGCAAACACAUGAUAAUUUGUGGGAUUUGCUUUUGCAUUUGAAGAACCAUAUAAAUGAAUCUGUUGUGAAAUUAUUAGAAAUUCCAUCUUACUCUGAUAUUUUAUCAGGCAAUGAUAGGAAAGUUAUUGAAACGUAUCUAGAUCUUCCUACUAAUCAUGUCAUGCUUAUGUCUCUACAGCAAAUCAAAACUAAUCAAGAAUUCAUUAAAAAGCUUGGGGAUUUCCUUAAUCAAGCUUUGCUAGUUGAUAAAAAAUCAGAUCAACAGUCCUGCAUGGUUUUACUCAUUCAAUGUGCACAAGCUCACAAACAUGUGCAGUUGAUUGCUUGUGCAAGAUAUGGAAUUUUGAAUACAAUGCCAAAAUAUCUCGAUGAUCAAAAACAUAAAUCUGUAAUUGUGGCAUUUCUAUUGUCUACUGAUAGAACAGUCGUGCUGAACCAAAGUGAUCACUCUACAACUCGUUUGUCUUCUAUCUUGCAACCAACUUCUGACACAGAAACUGUAUUUAUUGAUGAAUUCAAACCUCAUCAAAAACGUGUGAAAAUCACUAUGGAAUUGAACCAUCUUAGCAUUUCUGAGUUACUUAGUGAUGAUAUAAAUCAUGAAAAUUACAAGCAUGUACAUAUUCCUACACUUUUGAAAGAUUGUGUCUGGCAAGCAAUGUCGAAACUUAGUGAUUCACCAGACAAUGACGACAGAUUGUAUCAUCGUAUCAAAAUACUUACAGAGUUAUUUUCUGGAAAUACUGAUUGUAGCAAAAGAUUUCUGAAUAUUUUUAUUAAAAAGUUGAACAUUAUCCUGGAUCAGAAAAACAAAGAAGAUGUAGAACAUGAGACAUGGCUUGUGAAGGAGGCAUGUGAUUUUAGAAGACUCCAGGAUGGUGGAAGUUUUGGCAAAACUUUGUGGCUUUGUUUAAAGAGACAUGUGUCCGUAGUUCUGGCAUAUAUUACAUCAAUAUUAGAUGAAGAUGACAAUUUGAAUAUUAUUGAAGAUGUGAAACUAAAAGGAAUGCAUAAUAUGUGGUUGCAAAUAUUUGAUGGUUUUGAAUUCCAUUGGCAUGAUAUACCCAAAAAUCCUGAAUUUCGAGUAUUAAAACGACAGCUUUAUAUACGUGGGGAAAUGCAAAUUCCAUUUAGUUCAAAACUUCGAAGUAUAAUGGAUAUUCAAUGGAUUAUUGCAGGUGGUAAUCGAAAAAUAUUUUUCAAUCUGUUUCGAACAUCUCAGCCAAAAAUUGCUUGUGCAAUAGGUGAAGCUUGGAUAAAAUUUAAGCAAAUGGAUUUUAUUAAGUCGUAUGCAUCAGCAUUGAUUUAUGCAGAAUAUAAAGCUGAAAAAGAAACUGAGUGCCUUGCUUCAGUUUUGUGUAAGGCUGCAUUUCAAAAAUUAGAGAGAUUAAAGGAAAAGCAUGAAUUUGCAAAUGAAGAUGCUUUAUCAAUAAUUUUUCAUUUAUCUAAGAAGUAUUCCAAACACCUUCAGAUAAUACUGGAUAUUCUCAAAAUGAAUACAGAACUUUCAAUAGAAUAUGACGAGUGGAUCAAGGGCCAAUCUGAUUCAAAAGUUUUUAUUGUUCAUGAAUUAGCACUUGAUACUGCUAUCACAUUUUUAGACAAGGGAACAUCAUUUAAAGACGAAGAAGAAUGCAGAAAAUGGAUAAUUCUGGCUAAGAAAUUGAAACAUAUAUUUUAUAGUAGUUUCGACUUGAUUGGAAGUGAAGAAAAAAAACAAGACAUUUUCAAAAAGUGGGAAAGGCUGUCAGUUUUGAAUCUUUUACUGUUGCAUUUGCUUCCUGAUUUUUCUGAUACUUCGAAAUUUGCAAAAUAUGCAAAAGUAAUAUCUACAAGAGUUAAAAUGCUUUCUACGAGUCUCAAAAAUGGAUUUAGAAAUCAAGCUUUUUUCCGUCGUAUGCUGGCUAUUUUGAAACGUUACUACAAUAGCAUAAAAUCAAACGUAAAGAUGAACUGGAAGUCUGUUAAAUGCUGUAUUUGUAAAAAUGUUGCCUGCACAGACUUUCAGGUUCUGUCAUGUGGAGACUUUGCUGGUAGAAAAUGUAUACCAAACCAUGAGAAAUGCCCACUUUGUAUGAAAAAAAUUGAUCGCAGCUCUGAUAUCAGGCUAACAGAACUUGAACAAAGAGAAGUUGAUGUCUUUCUGGCAAACUGCACAUCCUUUUUCUUGGAAUUUCUUUCUCAGUUUUGUUUUUCGGAGAAUGCUUUCGUGGUUGAUGAAGUUCAAGAUGAUGAUAUUAGAGUCCUGCUUGAAUGUAUUGUGUUCAAUUGUAAGUCUGACAAUGAAUCCAAACCCUUACUACUUCCUAAUAUUACAGCCUUAGAUAUAAAUAUUCAUUCACAAAGUGCAAUUUUGACAAUGAUAAUUAUGAAACAUGAUAAACUUGUUGAAAAAAUGAUAAAUGAAUGGAUUUCAAAUUACAACCCGGCAACAUGUGAAAAAACUAUGACUGUGUUGAUGAGAUCAUUAGAACAAAAGUCUCUGAAAAGCAUUAGAUCAUACAAAGCAUAUGAAAAAAUUCUCAAGAAUGUCAGAACUCAGUUUGCAGAAUCUCUAAUAACAUCAUCACCCACAGCCAGUACAUUGUCCGUCAUAAGCGACAUUAGGUAUUGUUUGUGUUAUGUUGCGGCAUUCAUACAAAAUUCUUCUAUGAAUGAAGUCAAUGAAGAUGAUGACAAUGAUCUGUUAUCGUUCAUAUAUACUGCAAGAAAUUUUUGCAAUGAUGAUAAAAGUGAACAAUUAAAAGAAUAUUUAGUGAAGAUAGGCUGCCACGAAUAUGGAAUGGAGUGGUUUAACCAAUUGGUUGAAAAAAAAGCUUUCAAGGAUUUCAUUCCAUCAAGCCUUGUAAAGACUACAUCUGAACAACAUCUUGUUGAUUACUGGUCCCUACUUGGAAAGGAUUAUCUAGAGAUGAGAUCAAUACUUAACAAAAAUAACCCUACUAAAAGUGAAAUGUUUUUACCAUACUCUUUUCAACCAAAUACACCCUUUGUUGAUGUUGUAUCAAAGUUACUAGCAUUAGUGACGUUUAUUGAUGAUGAACCCAAACAUCUUGAUAACUUCAAACAUCAUAUCGCUGCACAGGGAUGUGAUACAACAUUUGACUAUCUUUUGUAUGUUUAUCAAAACAUUCGAAAAUCCUUGGCGAGGUAUAAACUUUCUCAACAAAUAACUAACAUUAUUAAAGCUUUCAACUUAUGCUUCUGGAGUAAUGAUUCAUGACUCAUGUAUGUUAAAGGACUUGAGAAUACUUAUUACAGAACCAGGUCAACUGCAAUUACUUUAUAUGCCUGGGAUGCCAGAAUCUCGGUAUUUUUCUCUCCCAUCGGAAAUUCUAGCUUUAAAUGGCAAAGAAGCCUAUCGAUG